Messenger RNA from Strongylus vulgaris, 1376 nucleotides. The record is from the annotation of a GenBank genome assembly. Lineage: Eukaryota; Metazoa; Nematoda; Chromadorea; Rhabditida; Strongylidae.
AUGCCUAAGUCGGCUGUUCACGUAGAAUUCAGCGUGCUUACAAGCGACAGGCUGAAGAUCCGCUUUUCCCCUUAUCACGUCGCUAUAUUGGAUGCGAUCAAGACCAUACCAUCUCGCGCUUACGACGCAAAGGAUCGUACGUGGAGCCUAAAUUUGCGGGAACUGAAAAAAUGCGAGGAAGCUCUCAAAAGUUUGACGGCUGUUGAUGUCUCCAUAGAGCCUGUUCCUGAUAAUGUACUGAGACUGCUAACCGACAGUGAAGCAAAGCACGUUGUUCCCACCGAUCUGUCUCUAAUUAUGGAUCCAGCCCUGAUUGAGCGGCUUUUUCCAUUCCAAAAACUUGGAGUCACAUUCGGCAUCGAGAGGGGUGGACGCUUACUGCUUGCGGAUGAAAUGGGACUCGGUAAAUCUGUUCAAGCGCUUACAUUGGCUCGGUAUUAUAAGGCAGAAUGGCCCCUACUGAUUGUUUGUCCGUCCUCCGUCAAGAGUGCAUGGAAGAUGCAAAUCAACAAAUUUUUCCCCAUCAUCCAGAAUUUGUACCUUAUCGAUAAAGGAACGGAUGUACUCCCUACGGCUCGCACGUCCAAUACGGUAGUGAUUAUGAGUUAUGACCAGAUGGUUAUGAAGAAGAAAGAAUUAGAGGCUGCCUGCUACUAUGUUAUCAUAUUUGAUGAAUCUCAUAUGUUGAAGGAUGGGAAAGCAAAGCGAACUCAAGUAGCGUUCUCGUUAUCAAGAAAAGCAUCGCGUGUAAUUCUCCUAUCCGGCACCCCCGCUCUUUCUCGGCCAGCUGAACUGUUUUCACAAAUUCGAUUGGUAAAUGAGCGGCUGUUCCCUAAUUUCCAACAGUUUGCCAUUCGUUACUGUGACGGAAAGCAGGGAAGAUUCUGUUUUGAGGCCAAAGGGUGUACUAACAGCGAAGAACUGACCGCUAUCCUGUUGAAAAGAGUAAUGAUACGUCGACUAAAAUCGCAAGUUCUUCGCGACUUACCAGAUAAGAGGAGAGAGGUGGUCUACUUGUCUGGCGACAAAAUUGAUUCGCGUAUGAGCAGCUUACAAAAGGCAAAGAGGGCAUUUGAGACGAAUAAACAAGUGACGGAUGGGAGAGGGCCAAACGAAUGUUUACUCGAAUACUUCAGUCUGACAGGCAUUGUCAAGGCAGCUGCUGUUUGUUCACAUAUUCUCGACAAUUACUUCUACCCAGAUGCCCCUAAAAAGAAAGUGUUAAUCUUUGCACAUCAUCAAAUUGUUCUCGAUACAGUUCAAGUGGAAGUACAAAAACGGAACCUGAAAUCGGUAAGAAUUGACGGACAGACAUCGUCGAAAGAGCGGGGGAAUCUUUGCCAAGCAUUUCAGGUAUCUUAUUUAUUCAUUUGACA